Aspergillus calidoustus is the source of this 2437-nucleotide messenger RNA. Lineage: Eukaryota; Fungi; Ascomycota; Eurotiomycetes; Eurotiales; Aspergillaceae. The record is from the annotation of a GenBank genome assembly.
UGAGACUCCUCAACCGUCAUUUCGGUCCUUCCAUAGGUACAUUCCACGGAUUACGAUAAUGUCCGAAGAAAUGGUACCCUUGACGGGCGGUGGCCCAGCGACUGACUACAACGCCCCGUUCCAAGUGACCAUCGAUGCGGGGGCCGCCGCGUCUGGGAUGAUCAACUUUUCAGUCAAUGCGUUGGCCAGAAUUUCUCACGCCGGAAUUGACCAUUUUGCUUUUGGAGUCAGCGUUCUGGUAGGAAAUACCAUUCCCUGUACCACAGCGGGUCUGGAACGCUUUUAUACUGCAUUGAGCACUGCCCCUGUUCACGCAGGGUUCCAAAAAGUGCUCUGGUUUGGAUUCGGACACAGGACUCCCAUUCAGAUCCUCACAGGAACAGAGUCUGGAUGCAGGUUCGCCGCCCUCAGUGCCUGUCUUGCUGAGGUCUACUCAGUCAACAUGGCUGCUGGCAUCAUGCUGGAGUUCACUCGCAAAGCCAUAGGGCACAUCUCGGACUCGCAGCAGAAUGCACUGCCAUCACGACUCCAGAUGACGCUGCUCGUCGAAAAGUGCGCGGGUAUCUUCUCCGCUAGCAGCUUCCCCCUUUGGGCGGAGCAGUACAUGUCGUUCGAUCGAGAGGCUGUUGUCGGACAGCACGCCUGGCGACACGGUUCCAACCGGACCCGGCGAACUCGUGGUGUCGCGAGCGCUGCGGAAAUCGCCAAUGCACUGCAUGCGAUCAUGGACAUCCGCGCCGGCUCAACAAGACACCUCACCCUUAUAGGGGUCGCAGACGCCGCAUUGAUCGCGGCGAUUGGAGCCUGGCUUCUGGAGUUGAGGGUGAUUUUGUACACCAGCGAGCGACAGCAGGACGACGAUGUCUGGUUUCGGAAUUUCCGUGAGGAGGAGGAUCCGCACCUGACAGUCAUCUACUCGCGACAGCCCACAGGAUCUGCUCUCGUUCAACGCGAUCGGACGAUUCAAAUAUCGGACAUGACGGCUCUCUUCAAGUCGCACUCGGAGCUGGAGCCCAGCCAUGACCAUGUCGUCAGUGGCCGUGUCCCGUGGGAGGAAGCAUUGGAGAGGACGUUCGGCGAUACUACCACUGUCCUGCUGUCGACGCGGAAGCAAUCAUUUGCGUCGGCUCUCGGUAGCGCUGCGCGCAUUUUCUCUGCACUAAAUGAAGGUGAUCCAGAUGUCCCGAGGGAUUGGCUACGCGCUGGGACCAUGUACUUCCCUGCGAGUCAUGGGGCGGACUUUGUCCAUUUUGCCGGCAGGCGAUUCCCAGAGCUGGCGGACUCGGACUUGUGCAGACAGGCCCUACUGUCUGCCAACGCCGAAACGUACCAGGAGGCGUGUGCCGCCUUUGAAGAAUCCUUGUCCGACCUGGCAUCCUGGUGUCGGUGCAAGCCUUGCUGCCAGAUCCAGCGCGACAGCCAGCAGAGUCCCGAGGGCCAAGGCCGUCCUGUCUCCCAACGCUGUCUGGUAUCACUCGCGGUCACAAUAAUUCGGCUUAUUCGCGGCCUCUCUGGAAUUAAGGUGAUUGAGGGUCUAUGCCCUACAAGAAAGGGUCUCGAGUAUAUUGAUAAAUUGCAACAAAUCCGGGUGGCACGGGUGGCGGGCUUGCUAGACGCACAGGACGUGUCCGUGGUUAAAAUUAUCGUCGAGCGCGGUAUCUGGGAUCUGAUAUGGACCGAAGCCUCGCCGUUGCGUUUCGCCGAGUACUUGUUCCGGGCCAGCCAGUUCGCAGAUGAGGAAGAGGGGCCCGGGGUGUCUGCGAGCUCCAGGGACGGCAUCUGUUUCUACCUCGACAUCUUGAGGAACCCCCUCGCCGAGGAUCCAACGGCCCUGUGCUGGGUCAAUGUUAUUCCCGGACACAUUCAGUUCGAGGGUCGACUCUAUAACCGGGUUACUGAGAAGACAACCGAUCUAUAUAAUGAAGGCGCCCUGUGGAAAAUACCGUCAGACUGUGUUCCCUCCAAAGUGUUUCGCAUCUUGGAACGCUGCGCAGGAGGCAAUGUCAUGCUGGAUGUGACGGACAGGACGGGGUCGGACCGACAGCCGACGUUGGAAGUGUUUAUUGAAGUCUUGCGGAUUGCAGAGCGCGAGGCCACGGUUGGUCCGUGGAUAGUCGUCCACAAUAUUUCUCGUGGACUCGGCCGAAUCAGAUGCCGCAAUGAGGGUUGCAACGAAUCAAAGACAAUAACGGGCGAUAUUUCAAAGGUCAUUGAGGAUAGGCCGGUGCAGACAAUUACAGUCGGUAAGAGCAAGGUCUCCUUGUUCGAGGAUGACCCAGUCUCCCGGCUUGUGGUGGCCUCCAACUGUUGGGAGCCCUUGAUUCAGCGAGAGGAGUGUUUGGCAUGUUCUGUGAGCGCUGGUUGCAAGCAAGUGUGGAAGGAAUUCGCUGUUCUAUGCAGGCUGCAAAGUAUCCGUCCCCGUAUGAUUAUAGGCUAA